Messenger RNA from Morus notabilis, 2547 nucleotides. RefSeq names its product serine hydroxymethyltransferase 7. NCBI's taxonomy places the organism in Eukaryota, Viridiplantae, Streptophyta, Magnoliopsida, Rosales, Moraceae. Gene Ontology annotation, molecular function: glycine hydroxymethyltransferase activity; pyridoxal phosphate binding; cobalt ion binding. Bases 340 to 2031 code for a protein of 563 amino acids. Gene Ontology annotation, biological process: folic acid metabolic process; tetrahydrofolate interconversion; L-serine catabolic process. Gene Ontology annotation, cellular component: cytoplasm. The transcript has 4 exons. The record is from RefSeq and is a predicted model, not a curated record.
GCCAUCUACCUACGAAGCACUCUUACCUUCUAAUCAUCGUCUUCUCCAUAUCGGCAAAAAAUCAUCGUCUUCUCCAAAUCUCUCUCUGAAAAAAAAAAAGAGCCCUCUCGGUGCUUAAUUUGGGAAUCAGGGUUUCUGAAGCUUCUUCUACAUUUUAUGGAAACAAGUACUGCCCCUACCAAUCGCUGCUCAUCGCUCCGAUUCUGUCACUGUAGCUUCUUCAGACGCUGUUGUCGCUGCUACUGUUGCUUCUACUCCUACCCGUAGUUUCGGAUUCUCCGAGACUUUGGUUCUGAUUUGAAGAAUUUUUGUUUAAUUUUUGUGGUUUUUCUUGAGUUUAUGGAUUUUUCAGAUGCUCAGCCGGGUCUUUCACUCGGUUUCAGCUCGCAUUUGUCGCCGGCUCCUAUAUCGCCCCCAAACUGGUCGGUGAGCGCCUCUGUUCCGCUUCAAUUGCUCGAGAAGACGGAUGAAAGCAAGGUUAGGGUUGAGAAUGAAGACGAUCAAGGGGAAGAUGAGAAAUUCAGCCUUCUAGGGCACCCUAUGUGCCUGAAGAGGCCGAGAGAAGCGUCGCCGUUUUUCCCUACGAAUCCUUCAAAGUGCACUGCGGUGGAAUCGGGGCUUGAGGUGAGGCGAAAAGCGGUGCGUUCUUGGGGAAAUGAGACGCUCCAGGUUGCGGACCCUGAGAUUCACGAAAUUAUGGAGAAGGAGAGGCAGAGACAGUUCAAAGGAAUUGAGUUGAUAGCUUCAGAGAAUUUCGUGUGUAAGGCUGUUAUGGAAGCUCUCGGUAGCCAUUUGACCAACAAGUACUCCGAGGGAAUGCCCGGGGCGAGAUUAUACGCGGGUAAUCAGCAUAUCGAUCAACUUGAAUUGCUCUGUUGUGAGCGUGCCUUGGCUGCCUUUGAUCUUGAUUCUGAGAAGUGGGGUGUGAAUGUUCAGCCUUAUUCUUGUACCUCUGCGAAUUUCGCUGUGUACACUGGGCUUUUGCUCACCGGCGAUCGGAUUAUGGGAUUGGAUUCACCAUCUGGGGGCCACUUGAGUCACGGGUAUUACACUCCAAGUGGGAAGAAAGUCUCGGCUGCGUCCAUAUUCUUUGGAAGUCUCCCUUAUAAAGUUAAUCCGCAGACGGGAUAUGUAGAUUAUGAUAAGCUCGAGGAGAAAGCACUUGAUUUUCGCCCGAAGAUACUCAUUUGUGGUGGGAGUUCAUACCCGCGGGAGUGGGACUACGCAAGGUUCCGGCAAAUUGCGGAUAAAUGUGGUGCAAUCUUGAUGUGUGACAUGGCUCAUAUCAGCGGUCUAGUGGCAGCUAAGGAAUGUGCGAGUCCAUUUGAUUUCUGCGACGUUGUUACAUCAACAACACACAAAAGUCUCCGGGGUCCUAGGGGAGGUAUCAUCUUUUAUAGGAAAGGCACUAGGUCAAGAAAGCAAGGCUCGCUUCUGGGAGAGGGAAAUAGCCAUUUUGAUGAAGAGAAGAUAAACUUUGCUGUUUUUCCAGCAUUACAAGGGGGUCCUCACAAUAACCACAUUGCUGCUCUUGCCAUAGCCUUAAAACAAGUAGCCACUCCAGAAUACAAAGCAUACAUUCAACAAGUGAGAAAAAAUGCAAAUGCUUUAGCAUGUGCUUUGAUGAGAAGAAAAUGCAAAUUGGUGACUGACGGUACUGACAAUCACUUGUUGCUCUGGGAUUUGACUGCUCUUGGAUUAGCAGGCAAGAACUAUGAGAAGGUCUGUGAGAUGUGUCACAUCACUCUGAAUAAAUGUGCUAUAUUUGGUGACACCAGUGCAAUUUCUCCAGGCGGGGUGAGAAUUGGUACUCCUGCUAUGACAUCAAGAGGUUGCUUAGAGGCUGAUUUUGAGAGAAUUGCUGACUUUCUCAUAAGAGCAGCUCAGAUUACGUGUUCAGUGCAGAAGGAACAUGGAAAAAUGGCCAAGGAUUUUGUCAAAGGGCUUCAGAACAAUAGAGAUAUCAUUGAGCUUCGAAAUCGAGUUGAGGCAUUUGCUACGCAAUUUGCUAUGCCAGGAUUUGAUAUUUAAACACGAGGGGAAAGAGGUGUUUAACAAGGAUCUGUGGUAUCAGUAUCUUGCUUCUAUAGUUCUAUGGCAUACCAUUGCUUGCAUGGUAAGCUUUCCAUUUUUCUUCGUUGAUCUCUCUUUUCCAAUUUACCUCUUGUAAAUCAUAGCAAAAAAAGAGUCUUUACUUGUUAUUCUGAAAACACCUAAACUUUUUCAAGUAUCAAACAUAUCAGACUGUCUCCCUGACUAUUUGUUUGUUAUCUUGUAAAAAUUAUAUACGGAGUCAUGUACAACUUCUUUAUGAAGAUGAAACCAAAUUUGUUUCAAAGUUUAGUUGGUCUAUAGCCCAUACUGUUUGUCUGGAUACAUCUGUAAUUGUAACACCUUGGCAGAACAAGAAAGGUAGUGUUUGGAAAGAGACUACGUCUGUUUCUUGUUUUUGUUUUGUUUUUUUUUUUUUGCUCUUGCGGUCUUUGCAAAGUUGUUUGUCUUGUUACAUUUGUACUCUGUUAGAUAUAUACAGCAUUUUGUCUUCAA